Theobroma umbraticum is the source of this 1906-nucleotide messenger RNA. It is a transcript of the gene MGD1, whose product is annotated as monogalactosyl diacylglycerol synthase 1. Lineage: Eukaryota; Viridiplantae; Streptophyta; Magnoliopsida; Malvales; Malvaceae. The record is from RefSeq and is a predicted model, not a curated record. Gene Ontology annotation, biological process: glycolipid biosynthetic process. Gene Ontology annotation, molecular function: hexosyltransferase activity.
UGAAACUUGUGGACGAACCAAACCGGAACUAACUUGGCGAACCCAAACCCAACCCAAGAAACGUGGGUCUGGUUAUUGUCGCAGGCUGAGAGAGAGAGAGAGAGUGAGCAGGAGCGGCAGCAGCAGCAAUAAAGCAUUUUUGGUUUCGAUUCUCGGAAAAAGCUUUCCAAAAUGCAAAGCCCCUCCGCGGUUACCCAAGAAUCGAGCCCUGCCUUAGAUCUCGUGACUCAAUUGGGUCACUUGGCAUUCAACAAGAGUUUUUAUAGCUCACAUAUAGAUGGGUUCUAUUCGUUUAAGCCAAAUUACAUGUAUUUUUCGGGGUUCGGAGGUUCAGUUUCUCAGAGAAGGCGUAGAGUUACAGCUGCUGCUUCACUCAGUUUGGGUGCCCGGAACAGUGUUUCUUCGAGCGUUAGGAGAAUCGUGAAUGAGUUCAAUAGAGUGAUUAAAUUUCACUGCGAUAGAAUCCCGAUUGGGUUCGCUUCGGUUCGAGUUGGUUCUGAGGAUAGCAAUGGGUUGAGAGUAGAUGGUGGUGGUGGUGUUUUGCAGGUUGAAGGUUUGCCUUUGAAUGGAGUCGGAGCUGAGACCCCCAAGAAAGUUUUGAUUUUGAUGAGUGAUACGGGUGGGGGUCAUAGAGCCUCCGCUGAAGCUAUUAAGGCUGCCUUUAACGAGGAAUUUGGAGACGAUUAUCAGGUAUUUGUUACAGAUUUGUGGUCUGAUCAUACGCCCUGGCCAUUUAAUCAAUUACCGAAGAGCUAUAACUUCUUGGUGAAACAUGGAUCGUUGUGGAAAAUGACGUAUUAUGGAACUGCUCCGCGGGUGGUUCAUCAGUCUAAUUUUGCUGCAACUUCAACAUUCAUUGCUAGAGAGGUUGCCAAAGGGCUGAUGAAAUACCAGCCAGACAUUAUUAUCAGCGUACAUCCACUGAUGCAACAUGUUCCACUUCGUAUUCUGAGGGCAAAGGGUCUACUAAAGAAGAUAGUCUUUACCACAGUGGUCACAGACUUAAGCACCUGCCAUCCUACAUGGUUAGUUCUGCAUCUUAGUUUCAUGCUUCUCAAUCCACUUAUUCUUGGUGUAAUUUCAGUCAUGUAUAUAAUUUUUUUUAGGUUUCAUAAGCUUGUAACAAGAUGCUAUUGCCCAACAGCAGAAGUAGCAAAAAGGGCAUUACAAGCUGGACUUCAACCAUCCCAAAUUAAGGUUUAUGGCCUUCCAGUGCGACCUUCUUUUGUAAAGCCUGUCCGGCCAAAGAUUGAGCUGAGGAGAGAAUUAGGAAUGGAUGAGGAUCUUCCUGCUGUUUUGCUGAUGGGAGGAGGGGAAGGAAUGGGGCCCAUUGAGGCUACUGCUCGUGCACUUGGAAAUGCAUUAUAUGAUGAGAACCUUGGGGAGCCAAUAGGUCAAAUCCUUGUGAUUUGUGGCCGCAACAAAAAGCUUGCCAGCAAAUUGCUUUCAAAUGAUUGGAAAAUUCCUGUCCAGGUCAAGGGAUUUGUCACUAAAAUGGAAGAAUGCAUGGGUGCUUGCGACUGCAUUAUUACAAAGGCGGGCCCAGGGACUAUUGCUGAGGCUAUGAUACGAGGUCUUCCUAUCAUUUUGAAUGGUUACAUUGCUGGGCAGGAGGUUGGAAAUGUUCCUUAUGUGGUUGAAAAUGGAUGUGGGAAAUUUUCCAAGUCGCCAAAAGAGAUAGCCAAUAUUGUUGCCCAGUGGUUUGGACCCAAAGCAGAUGAACUCAAGGCCAUGUCACAAAAUGCUUUGAAGUUGGCAAGGCCUGAGGCUGUGUUCAAGAUUGUCCAUGAUCUUCAUGAGCUUGUGAGACAGAGAAAUUUUGUACCCCAAUUUUCUUGUACAACUUAAUUCCAGUGGGAAAAACAAAAUUAUAUGAUUUAAGCAUUCCAUUAAUUUGCUGAGAAAA